GCCGCACCUUCACACACUCACAGCUGACAGCUCCCAUAUUCAACAUCGAGCUCACUCCCUCACUCACUCACUCACUCGGUCGCUCCGGCCUCCGGCGUCGAUGGAGAUGGAGGCGCUGUGGACGUCGUCUCCUUGCGGCGGCAUGAUCAGGUUGCCGUCGCCAGCGGCGGGGGUCGGCGAGGACGAGGCCGCGGCGGCGGCGGCGGAGCUGCGGCGGGGGCCGUGGACGGCGGAGGAGGACGCGCUGCUGGCGGGCUACGUGGCGGCGAACGGGGAGGGCCGGUGGAACGAGCUGGCUCUCGCCGCGGGGCUGCGCCGCACCGGCAAGAGCUGCCGCCUCCGGUGGCUCAACUACCUCCGCCCCGGGGUGCGCCGCGGCGGCUUCACCCCGCGGGAGCAGCUGCUCAUCCUCGACCUCCACUCCCGCUGGGGCAACCGCUGGUCCAAGAUCGCCGCGCACCUCCCCGGCCGCACCGACAACGAGGUCAAGAACUACUGGCGGACGCGGGUGCAGAAGCACGCCAAGCAGCUCGGCUGCGACGUCGGCAGCGGCCGCUUCCACGACGCCAUGAGAAACCUCUGGAUGCCGCGCCUGCUCGAGAGGAUCCACGCCGACGAGUCCGCUGCCGCCGGUGACGUUUCGCACUACUACUCCGCCGCGAGCCCAGCGCAGCACGCGCCGACAUCCCAACCAGCGUACCAAAACGCUGCUGCAUCUGCACCCAUCAUCAGCAACUGCGCACGCGCAACUUCACCGGACGCCGCGUCGUGCGUGACCGGGUCGCCGUCGUCGUGGGAGACGUCGCCGGCAGCGCAGUUCCAGACGAGCAGUCAAUGCCAAAACGGCUGCUCGAGCACGACGAGCGGUGACAUGUUCGGAGAGAGCUGGUCCGAGCUUCUUGCGCGCGCCAGCCACGACGACGCUGAUUCCGCCGGGCUGCCGGACUUCGGAUUAUUUGAAGAAACUGGAGACAGUUUGUGGAGUUUGGACGAUAUCUGGCAGCAACCGCUGUACUGAUCGAUAUACGUAUGCUGCUACGUACUAGUGACCCAACUUUUUUGUAGUGUUAUCUGAUUGACACAAUUGAUUAAUAAUCAGCAGACUUAUGACAAAUAAAAACCAUUUAAUUGAACGAUUCGCUAUGAGCAUUUUUUUUUCUUCUUAUAUAUUUUAGAAAACAAAAACAUUAGGGUGAAUCUUCUUCGAGCAUGUACAGUUGCCCUGUAAUAAUGUGCAGCGAGCAAGAUGAGAUCUCCUAGUGUAAUACUGAUGAGUGAUGACCUCCUAGUGUGGA
Molecule: messenger RNA, 1295 nt
Organism: Panicum virgatum (switchgrass)
Lineage: Eukaryota; Viridiplantae; Streptophyta; Magnoliopsida; Poales; Poaceae
Product: transcription factor JAMYB-like
Exons: 1
Coding region: 101-1018 (305 amino acids)
Biological process (GO): regulation of DNA-templated transcription
Cellular component (GO): nucleus
Molecular function (GO): sequence-specific DNA binding; DNA-binding transcription factor activity
Source: RefSeq, a predicted model, not a curated record